UUUUUCUUUUCUCUCUCUAGCUUCCCUAUUUCUCUCACUAAUUUUUUUUGCUUAAUUUUUCUUACUACCCUUAAUUGUUUUCUCUCUCUUAACAAUUUCUUGGACAUUGACAUUUAAAAGACAAAAUUUUUGCUUGUGGGCAAUUCAAAAAUCAUACAAACAGGGGUACAAGAAGCAAGUGAACUGAAAAAAAGGCCAAAAUUUAAUAAAGUUUUCUUCAGUAAAAAGCUUCAAUGGAUGUCAGAGUACUAAAAGUAGCUCAAAAUCUGAAAUGGGUUUCUGAUCUUAACUCAAUAAGGGAAUUGGGAUUCUUGUGAGGGAUUUUUGGUUUUUUCUUUUGCUUCUGUCAAACCUUUAAACCUCUAAAACAUUGGGGUAAUUUGAAAAAAUAGAAAAAAGAGGAAGAGAGUCAAUUGUUUGUUGCUUGUGCUCAUUAAUUGAAGUCGGUAUGGGUAUGAACGAUAAGGAUAAAUUAGAACUAGAAAAGAGUAAUGAAGAACCCCUGAGCUAUCACCCCGUUAGUUUAUCAGCUGAUUGGCGAUAUGAUAUUCCCAAUUUUGCGAAGUCGUCAAUGGGUUUAGUGUCGAGUGGGAAUUCUAUGGCUGUUUGUGGAGAUGCUGUUGGUCAUUCCUGUUCCUCUGGUUCAAUUGUGGACUCGUUUGGUCCAAAAGUUUGGGAGCAUUCUGUUAACACAGCACCCUUAGGCUUCAGUGAAAUGGAUGUUCAUAACGGGGCAGGUGUUUCCGAUCCACUUUUAAUGCUCAAAGGUGGCCCAUUUUUACCAAGCAUGGCAGGGAUGGUGCAUCAUAGCUUAUCCCAGUUUUCAACUGAUUCGGCAUUCAUUGAGCGUGCUGCUCGGUUCUCCAGCUUUAGUGGGGGGAAUUUUGGGGAUAUGUUGAAUCCUUUGGGUAUUCAUCAAUGUUGUAAUCCUUAUACCCGAGGCGAGGUAAUGAUACAAGGUAUGCAAGAAGUAUUGUCAGGAAACACCUUUAAAACGUUAUCGGGUAGGCUCCCUCAAAAAUCUGAGGCAUGCUUAGCUGAUACCUCCAAGGAUGUUUCUUUGCCUCCUGAACAUGGGGCUGUGGAAUUGCAAAAGAUUGACACGGCUGUUGAAAGGUCUAAUGAUGAAGCUAAACAGGAUGUUUCUAUGUCUGGAAAUGAUUCUGAUGAACCCGAGUUUAGUGGUGGCUUGGCCCAAGACGAGGGGGUACCUUUAACGGUAAAAGAUGCAAAGAAAAGAAAGCGGGGUAAUCAGGAUAUGGAGGCUGAGCAAGCCAAUGGAAAUCAGCAGCAAAUUGGCGAAGCCGGGAAGAAUAAUCCAGAAAUUCAACAGAAAGGAAAGCAGAAUUCAACAGGAGCUGGGAAUAAGCCUAAUGGAAAACAUGGUAAACAGAGUUCUCCGGCUUUUGAUUCACCGAAGGAAGAAUACAUACAUGUGAGAGCACGGAGAGGACAGGCUACUAACAGCCAUAGUCUAGCAGAAAGGGUUAGGAGAGAAAAAAUUAGUGAGAGAAUGAAAUUUCUUCAAGAUCUUGUGCCUGGUUGUAGCAAGGCCACUGGCAAAGCAGUUAUGCUGGACGAAAUUAUCAACUAUGUACAAUCUUUACAACGGCAGGUUGAGUUUUUGUCAAUGAAGUUGGCAACAGUUAACCCUCAAUUGGACUUCAACAUCGAGCGUCUUCUCGCAAAAGAUCAAAUGUUUUCUGCACGACCUGGUCCAUCUGGUCUUGCAUUUUCUCCGGAUAUUUCAUUGCCUUACCCUCCCCUUCACUCAACUCAACCGCCCAUCUUGCCCCCCGGUAUUCCUGCCGUAGGAAACUCUUCGGAUGCACUACAGAGGGUGAUUAGUUCACAAAUGCCAAAUAUAGGAGCGUACAAAGAGCAUGCGCUGCAGCUUCCUAAUGUUUGGGACGGUGAGCUUCACAACGUUGUGCAAAUGGGUUUUAAUGCUAAUGCUCCGCUUGAUAACCAAGAAACGAACUGUUAGAACUUUUGCCUUUUAUAAUUGUUCGUGCAACAUUUCCCGUGCUUGAAGGAUUGAUCUUUUAAAAAACAUGACUUCCUGAAAUUUAUGAAAGCUAAAAAUCGAUUUCUAUCAAAGUUUUGGUCAACAGAAACUCGCACGUUUCUGCGGUUUCCCUUCCUGGACAUUGGAUGCCAGUCAUUGAAGAGAAUCUAUGAUAUAGUGAAGCGUCAUCCAGUCACCUAGAAUUCGAGCUGUAUAUUCGUAAUAACUAAUGUCUCUCAGAGGAUCGAUCUCAUUGUGGGACUUUUUGAUGUUUUAUAAAUUCUUGAGUAAAUACUAAAUAGUAACGACUAACGCCUUUAAAGGCGUAGCUCAACGUUGAAAAAUGUCGGGUAAGGAUAAGCCGAGGCUUCGAUUGAUGUACAUGCUCAGGAAUGCUACAAUCUCAAAUCGCAAGGGCUCUUCUUUAGCCUGGAUCCAAAAUUGUUGUUCACUAAUCUUUGUUUUGAUCAUGAUUGUGGAAUAUAAUGUAAAAUUCAUGCUUUCCCUUGUUAAUUGUUGAUGAUUAUGGAUGAGUAUACUAGUUCUGUUUAAGCAUAAUUAGGAAUUAGGAGUAUUUAGCUUGAAAGAAACUCUGUCCUUGUAUCUGAUUUUCGCCUACUAUCCCUGUCCUAUAAUGAAUAAAAAGUUGGCCAAGUUUAUUUUUA
Amaranthus tricolor (Joseph's coat) is the source of this 2673-nucleotide messenger RNA. RefSeq names its product transcription factor bHLH49. Gene Ontology annotation, biological process: regulation of DNA-templated transcription. The transcript is spliced from 8 exons. NCBI's taxonomy places the organism in Eukaryota, Viridiplantae, Streptophyta, Magnoliopsida, Caryophyllales, Amaranthaceae. Gene Ontology annotation, cellular component: nucleus. The coding region runs from base 449 to 1987 and encodes 512 amino acids. Gene Ontology annotation, molecular function: protein dimerization activity; DNA-binding transcription factor activity. The record is from RefSeq and is a predicted model, not a curated record.